This is a messenger RNA of Lineus longissimus, 1388 nucleotides long. RefSeq lists its product as uncharacterized. The coding region runs from base 26 to 406 and encodes 126 amino acids. Lineage: Eukaryota; Metazoa; Nemertea; Pilidiophora; Heteronemertea; Lineidae. The record is from RefSeq and is a predicted model, not a curated record. The transcript is spliced from 3 exons.
UGUCGGAGCCAUAGGACUCCGAGACAUGUUGGGUGAUUUGUACGUUGGACUCAGGCCGGCAAAUGGUGGGUCCAAAUUCACGGGAAAGCUGGCCGGAACAACGCUGAUGAGAUGUGCAGUCAGUGGUAAGGCCCAGAUCGAGGAACUUAGGAAGCUGAUCAUAAGUAGAGCCAAACCUGCUACAUGUGACACGCAAAUGAAGACCAAGGUAGCUAGUGGAGUGACAUAUACAUUUGCCGGGAUGCAGUAUUACUGCAAGGAUGACGGGAAGUAUGCUGAAGUCAAGAAGGUUGGCAAUUGUGCUAUCCCUUUCAAAUACAAGGGCGUGUGGUACAGUGGAUGCAUCGAUUCAAAACCAUGGUGUUCAAAGGACCACGUGUACACCAAAAACUGGGAAUAUUGUUGAACCCGAACAUAUCGACUAAAUUUUCGCAUGGUCUUAGAACCAUUGUACUCCAAUAUGCUACACAAAACUACUAAAAACGCUAAAUCUUUCGAUAAUAGUGGAACUUUCUCUUGAUUUUCCGAUGUAAAGAGAAUUGCAUUUCAUUUUACAUCAAUCUUGAUUCUGUGGUUGUAAACAAAGGCGCAUAGUCUUGUCAGGUUCUAAAGAAAUAUUUCAAAGGAUUACUGGUCAGAACACUUUGUAUCCAACUACCAAAGUAAUACUGGUGGAAAAUGUAAUACCAUUGUCUCAUUAAAGACACGCUUUGAGAAUGAAAAAUAUUAAGACAUUAUUGCGAAUAGACGCGACCGACUUUCGCUUACCCGUUUUAGAAUCAGCAGUCAUAGGUGAAAAAUUGAGACGAGGAGGUUUGUUCAACCUAUCAUUCCUCGAGAAAACAGAUUCUGUCAUUUUUGUUCUGCUUCUAAAAAUAUAAACUGUGUUGAAGAUGAAAUCCAUGUUCUUUUAGACUGUCCAAAUUUUCGAAAGGAUAGGGAACUUUUUAUCGAAAAAUCCAUCCCACAGUACCCUUCCGUCAACCUCCUAUCAAAAAAAUUCAUUUACCUAAUGACUGCUGAGGGUGAUUUACUUCAUAAAGUUUCAAAGUUUUGUGCAAAUAAUUUAUAAGACAAGUGACUUUAUUUAGUUACUGGUAUUUUGAUACACUUUGUUCAUCUUUUAAACUGCUGUAUCAAGUGUGUAUGCACCGUCUCCUCACACGCUGACAGAAGGGGUACAUUCCUAUAGACAGAUCCCCUUUGGUUUUUCUCCUCCUCUUAUCAAUAGCUUCGAUAGCUUUCCGCACUCACUUUAUUCUGCUCUCCUCACCGAUGUAAGUUUGCUUAUAAGGUGUUAAUAAACUAAUUGGUAAUUGUAAUUCUAAUAAAUUGUAAUCAUUCUUUUUCUUCACGAUAUUAAACUAUUGCAGCAUUAAAACACAAAA